This is a messenger RNA of Helianthus annuus (common sunflower), 1527 nucleotides long. RefSeq lists its product as uncharacterized. NCBI's taxonomy places the organism in Eukaryota, Viridiplantae, Streptophyta, Magnoliopsida, Asterales, Asteraceae. The record is from RefSeq and is a predicted model, not a curated record. The transcript is spliced from 9 exons. Bases 1 to 1527 code for a protein of 508 amino acids.
AUGAGAACUUAUGAGUACUCAAUCCCACCAUUGCCUAGUGAAAAGUUUUGGCCGAAGGUUGACUAUCCAAUGGAUCCACCUCCAAUAAAAAAGGCACCUGGUAGGCCUAAGAAAAACAGAAAGAGGGACCCUCAUGAGGAUCCCAAGAAACCAAGCAAACUGACUAAGCAUGGGGUCGUAAUGACAUGUGGGAUUUGUGGAGAAAGAGGUCACAACAAGAGAAAAUGCACAGUUAAAGAUUCUCAAAAUGCGGCAGAAAUCGGAAGGAAAAAAGCAAGUAAAAGGGGAAGGACAACUAAAAUAGGAAGGCCAAUGUUGUAUGUGUUCACGACUGCACGUAUAUGUUACACCGACAACAACAUAUCUCCAAGUUCCCAUGAGAAUGUUGAGGUUCAAAAGCUUUUAAAUAGUUUAAACAAACCUGCGGUUAAAUCCAUUAAGAGCCCUGAUGGUGAUAUAAUCGAUUGUGUCAAAAUCUCUCAUCAACCCGCUUUUGAUCAUCCUUUACUCAAAAAUCACACUAUUAAGAUGAGGCCAAGUUAUCAUCCAAACCGGAUAAACGUAGAUGGUAUAAAAGCGAUGAAUGCGUCAACACAUGGACAUGCAUCGUCAUUAGUUACCCAAUUGUGGCAUUCAAAUGGAAAAUGCCCAAACGGGACUAUCCCCAUUAGAAGAACAAAGAAAGAGGAUGUGCUUAGAGCCAGUUCUGUCAGCAGUUAUGGUAAGAAGACAAGUUCUAUUGCUAAAUCAAGCUUCGUUGAUGUUGAACUUGAUGUGCACUCACGACAUGAGUAUGCAGUUGCAUCUACUAGCAAAGGACAGUUCUAUGGAACAAAAGCAUCUUUGAAUGUUUGGAACCCAUAUGUUCAGGAGAGCAAUGAAUUUAGUUUGGCUCAAACGUGGGUAGUAGGAGGUACUUAUGAUACGGGUCUCAAUACCAUUGAAGCUGGGUGGCAGGUGUGCCAAGUGCUAUAUGGAGAUACUAACACGAGAUUUUUCAUCUAUUGGACUAGUGAUGCAUAUCAAAAAACAGGAUGCUACAAUCUUUGCUCCGGGUUUAUUCAAACCAACAAUAAGUAUGCAAUUGGAGGCAGUUUUUCUCCUACUUCACAAAUGGAUGGUACUCAAUAUGAAUUCACAAUACUUAUAUGGAAGGACCCAAGGGGUGGGGACUGGUGGAUGCAACUUAAUGGAGAACUAAUAGGAUAUUGGCCAUCCGUGUUAUUUACACACUUAAGAAGGAGUGCGUCAGAGAUACAAUGGGGUGGAGAGAUAGUGAAUAGAGGCACACACGGGCAACAUACUACUACCCAAAUGGGUAGUGGUCGGUUCUCUCGAGAAUGGUUUGGUAAAGCUAGCUAUAUAAGGAAAAUUGAAACGGUGGAUGCGCACAACACUUUAAGGACUCCGGAUAUAUAUACUGGCUAUCAGCAAAACUGCUAUGAUAUCUUGUCGGAUCUUGAUAAUGGUGGCUGGGGUAGAUACUUUUUCUUUGGUGGACCUGGUCGAAACAAAGAUUGCCAGUGA